Molecule: messenger RNA, 588 nt
Organism: Alternaria triticimaculans
Lineage: Eukaryota; Fungi; Ascomycota; Dothideomycetes; Pleosporales; Pleosporaceae
Exons: 2
Coding region: 1-588 (195 amino acids)
Biological process (GO): regulation of proteolysis; regulation of Ras protein signal transduction
Molecular function (GO): phospholipid binding; peptidase inhibitor activity
Source: RefSeq, a predicted model, not a curated record
AUGGCGAACACAAAAGCAACAAAGCAAGCUCUACUCGAGCACAAAGUCAUACCAGACGUCCUCCCCGACACCAUCAACCCCUCCUACAACCUAAUUCUAGAAUGGCCAAACGCCAAACUCGACACACCAGGCAAAGAACUCAAAAAUGCCGACACGAAAGAAGAACCAAAAGUUUUCAUCGACCCUGCACCCACCUCGACCCUAGAUAACCUCGUCUUAAUGAUGGUCGACCCGGACCUCAUGACAAACAACGACACAACCUUCGGCCAAGUCCGCCAUUGGCUCAUCACAAACCUCUCCAGCGAACCCUCAGGAAGCCUCUCCUACUCUACCGCCGCUAUACGCUCCCCCUACGUACGCCCCGCUCCCCUCCCCAACUACAUCUCCCCGCGCCCCCACCGCUACAUAUUCGUCCUCGCACGUAGCGCCAGUACGAUCGAAGUCCGCCCGGAGGAUCUUCGUGAGAUGCAGAAGGGGUAUACGGCUGCGGUGCAGGGGAAACAGGGUAAGAUGCAGGAUUUGAAGGAUCGGUGGGGUUUAAUGCGUGGAAGCUGUGUGAGGAGAAGGGGUUGGAGGUGCUGGCGGUGA